Stegodyphus dumicola is the source of this 975-nucleotide messenger RNA. RefSeq lists its product as uncharacterized. The record is from RefSeq and is a predicted model, not a curated record. Lineage: Eukaryota; Metazoa; Arthropoda; Arachnida; Araneae; Eresidae.
AUGAGCGAUGAUGCUCCCAUGUUCUAUAAUGCAUGGGAGCAUACAUUUGGUUCUUGCCAAAAAUUAUUAUGUGCUUGGCAUGUGGACAGAGCAUGGAAAGGUCAUUUGAAUUCUGUGCCAAAACAUAAAAGACAAGCAGUGUACAAAACUUUAAAAACUUUAAUGUAUGAAUUAGAUGAAGAAAUGUUCAACAAAAUGUUAGAAACAUUUUCUGAGCAACUAUGUGAAGAUGAAGACACGCGAGAAUUCCAUAAAUAUUUUAUGACAUACUAUUUUGAAAGAGCCAAAAUGUGGGCAUACUGUUUCAGAAAAGGGGCUAAAAUCAACACCAAUAUGUAUGUUGAAACAUUUCAUCGGAAAUUAAAAUAUAUUUAUUUAGAUGGGAAGAAAACCAAACGGGUUGAUAAAUGUAUCAUCGAGUUAAUUAAUCUUGUCAAUGAUCAAAAGUUUGACACUUACAUAAAAUAUCAGAAAGGAAAAAUAACAAAGAAGACAACAAAAACAUUUCAACGUCAUAAAGCUGCUGAGCUUUUAAAUGCUAACUGUGUAAAAAAAGAUGAUGUAUGGGAAGUUUCAUCAGAACUGGGAGAAAAUUCUUAUAAAAUUAUCAGAGAUCAUGUUUGUAAUGAUUUAUGCCUCAUAACUUGUAGACUUUGUUCAUGCUGUUUAAAAGCUUAUAAAUGUACAUGCCAUGAUUAUUCUAUUUUAAAUAAUAUGUGUAAACAUAUACAUUUUGUAAUCAUGUCUGAAAAAAAGACAGAACCUUAUAUAGGCCCUCUAAACAGAAUACCUACUAGGAAUAAUUAUGAAUCUUUAACAGUAAGUAAAACAUGCAUUAGUGAACUUAUUCAAUCUUCAUUUUCAAUUUCUGAAAAAUUAAACUGCAUUGAAAAUAUGGACAUUAAUCUUGCUACACAAAUAAAAAAGCAUUUAAAUGCAAUUGAACAUUUUAUUAGAAGUUCCUUUGUUAGAUAA